AUGGGAGUGGCUGGUGCAACUGCUGCAAAUGGAGGGGCAGGAGUAGUGGGAGGGAGAGAAGGAAGAGAUGAAGCAGCAGCCAUAGAAGGAAAAGAAGGGGUUGCAGCACUGGCUGGGGUGGCAGGGGCGGCAAUGCUGGCAGGGGUGGCAGUGAGCGGUGGUGUGUGGGGCGCGAGUGAGGGAAACGAGGGAGUGACGGAUGGAGAGGACGUGCGGAGGGGCGGUGAGGAGACAUGGAUAGGUGGGGAGGAGGACGAGAGAGAGGAAGAGAAGGCAGAAGUGAAGGACGACGAGGAGGAGGGAGAGGAGGAGGGAGAGAAAGAAGAAGAGGACGAAGGAAAGGAAGUGGGACUGGUAGUGAAAGAGGAAGAAGAAAAGGAGGGGGAAGGGACAUCUGUAGAAGCAGCAAGAGCGGAGGAGGUGGAGGCGACAGUGCAAGAAGGAGGGGAUAGUGAAACAGCAGAGGCAAGCGGGGAUGUUACGGCAUGCACAGAAGAACAUGGUGUGUUGAACGAGGAAUGGGCAGGGGGGCAGACUGGAGGGACAGAGGAGGAGGAAGUGGGAGUGGAGCAGGUCGAGAGGGUGGGGGAGGCCGUGGGGGAAGGGAUAGAAGGUGCAUUCGGGGAUGAAAUGGGGAGUAAGGGAGGAGAGAAAUUGGCAACGCAUGGACUGGUUAAUAUCAUUGAGGAUGCAGCGACAGUUGCUGUGGCAGAGGGUGGUGGGAUGUUGAUGGAGGGUAGUGGUGAUAUUCUGACAGAACAGCAGGGAGCAGCUGUGGAGGGGAGUGAUGGCAGGGGUGCGAGUGGGAAUGGGAGUGAGAGCGUGGAGGAGAGUGAAGGUGUGAAAGAGAGUGAGGCAGAAGGGAAGGAGGAAGAGGGUGACGCAGGUUGGGUGCAUGAGAGUGGCUAUGAGGGCGAGGGUCCAAGACGUGAGGGUGAGUUGGAGGAGAGGGAGAGCAGUGAAGGAGACGGAGAGGGAGGGAUAGAGGGAGAGGUGCAGGCGAGGGGAGAGGUGGAAGAGGGAGAAGGAGAGGUGAAGGGGAGUGGGGAGGUGGAGGAGGGUGCAGGCAUGGUAACGGAAGCAGGAGAGGCGGAGGAAGGAAACGACGAGAUAAAGGGAGAAAUGGAAGUGGAGAGAGAUGAGGAGAUAAAAUGGAAUGGAGAGGUGCAGCGAGAAGAGGAGGUGGAGAAAAGUGAAGAAGAGGAGCAGGGGAAAGGAGAGGCGGAAGAGGGCACAGGAGACGUGAUAGGGCAAAUGGAGUUGAAGGAGGGAGAAUGGGAGAAGGGAGAGGUGGGAGAGGUGAGAGAGGUGGGAGAGGUGGGAGAGGUGGGAGAGUGCGAUGGAGAGGUAACGGUGGAAGGAGAAAUGAAGGGGAUUGAAGAAGGGAUGGUGGAACAAAAUGAGAUGAUAAGGGGUGAUGACAUAGUGAGUGAGGUGCACGAGAUGACGGAAGAAGCACACGAGAUGAAAGAAGAGGCACAAGAGACGAAAGAGGAGACUCAAGAGACAAAGGAGGAGGUACAUGAGACAAAGGAGGAGGCGCAAGAGACAAAGGAGGAGGCAAAAGAGGAAAAAGAGGAGGCAGGAGAGACAAAGGAGGAGGCACAUGAGACAAAGGAGGAGCAGGGAGAGGAUGGAAGAUGCAGAGAGGAAGGGAAGCUAGAAGGCGAGGCAGAGAGCAAAGAAGAAACAGGCACAGAGACAGAAAGAGAAGAAGGGGAGAGUGGAAGCGAGGUAGUGGAGAGAGGAGGGGAGGCGUUAGGUGAGUCAGAGGAGGGGACAGGAGAGGAGGAGCACGGUGGGAAGAGUGAAGGAGAAGAGGCAGACAAAAUGGUGGUUGGUGGGGAAGGAGUGGGAGACACUGGAGUAAGAGACGCGGAGGAAGGUGCAAGUGAGCACGAGUGUGAAAGUACAGAAGUGAGUGAGAGUGGUGAAGUGUUGGUGGUGAUGGAAGGGGGAAGAGAGGGCGAGGGAGAGGGGGAGGACGUUGAAGAGGGAGUGGAGGGAGAGAAAGAGGAAGAGGAAUUUGCAGGAGCCUCAGGGGAAGAGGAGGUGGGUGUGAGUGCAGGCAGCACAGCAGAUGAAGCCACACAGAGCGCAGAAGGCAUAGAAGCCACUGUGGAGGGCACAGGCGUUACAGGGUUCAUGAGUGCCAAUGACAGUGCUGGCGGCACUGGUGGUGGUGGUGGUGGUGGUGGUGUGCCGUUGGUGCAGGCAGGAAAGACAUUGGGGAGUGACCGUGCUGGUAAAGAUGGUGCCAUGGGGGAGGAUGAGGAGGAAGGAGAUGAAUGGGAGGGCGUGGGGGCGAUGGCACGUGGCCCUGUUGGUGAUGGUGCUAAUGGCCCUGCUGCUGCUGAUGGGACUGGUGACAGCCAGAGGGUGGGCAAGGAGUGGAAGGAGGGGGAUGGGGUGAGAGCGGUAAGUGACACCAACCCAGGAAUCAGUGGUGAGGUACAGGAAAAGGAGCCUGGUUCUUCUGGUGUCACUGGUGGGGAGAAGGAAGCGGCAGCGAUAGUGGGGGAGCAGCAGGCAGUGGUUACAGGGACGGUGGGAGAGCAGGCAGUGGUGGCAGCAGCAGGGGAGGAUGGCAUGGGUGUGGCAUUCAAGGAGACGGGCGAUGGUGCAGUGGAGCUGUGGUGGUGGCAGGUGGACGGGUGGGAUAUGGGCGAGCAGAAAGAGGGCGGUCGAGGGUAG
Molecule: messenger RNA, 2694 nt
Organism: Closterium sp. Yama58-4
Lineage: Eukaryota; Viridiplantae; Streptophyta; Zygnematophyceae; Desmidiales; Closteriaceae
Source: the annotation of a GenBank genome assembly